Molecule: messenger RNA, 2412 nt
Organism: Emys orbicularis (European pond turtle)
Lineage: Eukaryota; Metazoa; Chordata; Testudines; Emydidae
Product: cytosolic phospholipase A2 beta-like
Exons: 18
Coding region: 1-2412 (803 amino acids)
Biological process (GO): glycerophospholipid catabolic process
Cellular component (GO): cytosol
Molecular function (GO): calcium-dependent phospholipid binding; calcium ion binding
Source: RefSeq, a predicted model, not a curated record
AUGGCCCAUAUUGUGCUGGAGAUCAAAACCUCUCCCAACUGCCUGCUCUCUGUGAGAGUCAUACGAGCCAGGAACAUCACCUCGAAAGACCUCUUCACUGUAUCUGAUUGCUACGUGAGCCUGUGGCUGCCAACAGCUUCAAAUAAAAAGGUCAAGACCAAAACCAUCAAGAAAACUGAUGAUCCUGUCUGGAAUGAGACCUUUUACUUCAGGAUCCAGAAUGAGGUCAAGAAUAUCCUAGAAUUGACAGUCUAUGAUGACGAUUCACUCACCAAAGAUGACGCACAAUUCACUGUUAUGUUUGAUGUUGCUAAAGUCAGGCCUGGAGAGGUAGCCUAUGAGAUAUUCUCUUUGAAAUCAGAGUCUUCACCCCCAUUAGUAGAUUUCUUUAUCAUCCAUUCUUUCACUGAUUGUCACUCACAGUCGCGUGAAGUUUGCUGCUUAGAAGUUCAGGUGGACAAGGAGGAGAAUAAAAAGUAUUUGAAAGAGAAUAAAAAUGUUGUGCUUACGGUGGAUGCAUCAUAUGAAGGAACACAGAAAACCACUACGGACUCGGAUACUUUCCGCUUUCACUGCAUAAAGAGUUGGGAGCCAAUACUAAAAGCCAGGCUGCAGUGUGUUUCAGAUACAGAAGAGAAUAAAGACAAUUCAGAUGACCCCUUAACAAUACCCUUGACAUUACUUGCUGUGGGACAGAAAGUGAAAGUAGGCCUUCCUGUAGAAAAGGGUACAAAGUUGGAGCUGCAGGUCCAAGUAAAUGAUUGCCCAGAAAGUCUAGAUGUGCGUUUAGGGUACAAUCUGUGUGAAGAGGAGCAAGAUUUCUUGCAGAAAAGGAAGAAGGUGGUUGCUAGUGCCUUGAAAAAGGUUCUUCAGCUGAGGAGAGAUCUGCAUGAGCAUGAGAUCCCAGUGAUAGCUGUCAUGGCAACAGGAGGAAGUGUCAGGGCAAUGUCAGCAAUGUAUGGCCACCUCUUAGGUCUCCAGAAGCUGAAUCUCUUGGACUGUGCUACCUAUCUCACUGGUACUUCUGGCUCAACAUGGACCAUGACCAACCUGUACAAAAAUGCCGACUGGUCACAGAAAACUCUGGAAGGGCCAAUCAGUCUAGCAAAGAAACAGGUGAUGAAGUGCAAGAUGAAUGUUAUUUCCAUGGAGCAUCUUAAAUAUUAUCACAAAGAGAUGAUUAAGAGGGCAAAAGGAGGACAUAUCUCAUCUUUUACAGAGCUGUGGUCACUUGUUCAGGAAGCGUUUUUACAUGAUGAGCCAGAGGAGAGUAAACUCUCAGACCAGCGCAAGGCUGUGGAUCAGGGUCAGAAUCCCUUGCCUCUCUAUGCAAUCCUCAAUGUCAAAGCGGAACAAAUCAGCACUUUUAAAUUUAGAGAAUGGGUGGAGUUCUCACCUUACGAGGUGGGAUUCCAGAAAUACGGAGCCUUCAUUCGAUCAGAAAAUUUUGACAGUGAGUUCUUCAUGGGGAGGUUGGUGAAGAAACUCCCAGAGUCUCGGAUCUGCUUUCUGGAAGGUAUCUGGACUAAUGUUUUUACUCGGAAUUUGCUGGAUUGCUUAUACUGGUCCUCAAAUUCAGAUGAAUUCUGGGACCACUGGGCCAAAGACAUGGUAGAUAUGGGUAGAGAAAAUAAUGCUUCUGAUGACUCUUCCAUUGUCAUCAAGUCUCCAUGUUCCAUAUCAGGGAACCUUUGCGAAAUCUUUAAUGACAUUCUAACCACCCGCCCACUACUGGAAGAGACUCAUAACUUCUUGAGAGGCCUAGAAUUUUACAAGGACUAUCUCCAACAGAAAGGAUUUAUUGAAUGGAAAGACACUGUGCUGGAUAUAUCCCCUAACAAACUGACUCCACGGGAGAAACAUCUCUGCCUAAUAGAUGUUGGCUAUUUCAUUAACACCAGUUGCCCACCGCUUCUCAAGCCAGAGAGGAACGUGGAUGUCAUCAUCUCACUUGAUUACUCGAUGGGCAAUAUGUUCCAGCAAUUAGAGAUAACAUACAGAUAUUGCAAAACACAAGGAAUCCCAUUCCCCAAAAUUGAGCUGAGUGAGGAAGACAAGAAGAAUCCCAAGGAAUGUUACGUGUUUUCAGAGGCAGAGAACCCCAGAGCUCCCACAGUGCUCCACUUCCCAUUGGUGAACAACACUUUCAAGGACUACAAGGAACCUGGGGUGAAGCGCAGUCCCUUGGAGAUGAAGGAUGGUGAUAUAAAUUUGACCAACAAUAACUCACCAUAUUAUUUUACAAAACUGGUGUACUCUGCAGAAGACUUUGACAAACUGGUAAAUCUGAGUAGCUACAACAUCCUCAAUAACAAAGACCUGAUUCUACAGUCCAUCCAGAGGGCUAUGGCAUGGAGGAGAACCAGCAUGAGUGGACGUUUACCCACCGGUUCUGAAGUUCAAUCUGCCUAG